Esox lucius (northern pike) is the source of this 3107-nucleotide messenger RNA. RefSeq names its product alkB homolog 5, RNA demethylase (gene alkbh5). Gene Ontology annotation, cellular component: nucleus. The transcript has 7 exons. Gene Ontology annotation, biological process: mRNA processing; mRNA export from nucleus. Gene Ontology annotation, molecular function: oxidative RNA demethylase activity. The record is from RefSeq and is a predicted model, not a curated record. Lineage: Eukaryota; Metazoa; Chordata; Actinopteri; Esociformes; Esocidae. Bases 637 to 1719 code for a protein of 360 amino acids.
CUGUAGUUGGUCAAACCCGGUGAGAGUACUGAGCGUGCGUGGUCCUGAAUGCUGGCUAGGUUACAAGAGUUAUUGUAUGUGGCUAUUUUUAUGUGAUACGCAAAAUGGCUACAAGCCUUUGCUAAAUCGUACGUCGUAUGUGGACAGUGGAACGUAGAUACCGCAAGAACAUAAUUUAACGUUUUGCAGCUCGUCACAAGAAAAGACGUUGCGUUUUGUGUAAAUGUAUUCGUCACAGUAUCGCUAAAAACGUAACUGCUUGCUAUACUAGUAGUAUUCAGCUAGCUUGAUGCCUACCUAUCCUGUCGUAUUAUAAAGGUUGUAAAUACAUGGACAGUUCGUCGCCAAGUGUGAGUUAAUUUAAUUUAUGUAUCUAUUUGGUCUGUAAAAUCAACACAAAUUAACACAUUAUUGUAUCGACAAAUUGUUGAGUAAACUACUGCGUUUGGUUGCUAGCUAAGUUCUUAGGCUAACCAACCACAUUACUACAGUACUCUUGACAGCCAGCAGCUAGCUGGUUAGCUACAGUGAUGACACCCACGUCCUCGGCCUCGCUUUUAGAGUGACAGUUAUGGAAGUUAAAUAACGGUUUAGGUUCUGACCAAAUUCUAUUUCAAUCGAUUAUUAUAUAUCAAAAUGGCAGCCAGCGGUUUCUCCGACCUACGGGAGAAACUAAAGUCCAUGACGCCUCAUCGGGACGAUUACAAAAACAAAAACAGAGUUGACGAGAGUAACCGAAAUAAAAAAGUUGUCCACGGGGGCAGCAGCAAUGGUAACGGCCGAAAACGGAAGCACCGGGAGUCCUCCGAGGACGAGUUUGAGUACAGCGACCCAGUGGAGUUUCGUGAGCAGGAGGCACGGCGUGUCCAGAGUGGCAUUGUUCAAGUGGAGGUGUUCUCUCAGGAGGAGUGUGACAUAAUUGAGAGGAAGAUUGACGAGGUUGUCUCUGAUGCAGAGGCGGGGCUUUACCGGGAACACACCGUAGACCGGGCACCGCUACGCAACAAAUAUUUCUUCGGAGAGGGCUACACAUAUGGGGCCCAGUUAGAGAAGAGAGGACCGGGUCAAGAGAGAUUGUAUCGUAAAGGAGAAGUGGAUGACAUCCCUGCCUGGGUUCAUGACCUGGUCAUCACUAAGCUGGUUGCCAGUGGAGUCAUACCUGAAGGUUUUGUGAAUUCAGCGGUGAUCAACGACUACCAACCAGGCGGCUGCAUCGUGUCACAUGUUGACCCGCUCCACAUUUUUGCCCGACCAAUCGUAUCAGUCUCCUUCUUCUCUGACUCCGCCCUCUGCUUUGGCUGCCGCUUCCAGUUUAAACCAAUCAGAGUGUCCGAGCCUGUCCUGGUGCUCCCUGUCAAGAGAGGAAGUGUUACUGUACUUAGUGGCUAUGCGGCUGAUGACAUCACCCACUGUAUCCGCCCCCAGGAUAUCAAGGAAAGACGAGCCGUCAUUAUUCUCAGGAAGACCAGGCCCGAUGCCCCCCGUGUUGACCAGAGCCCCUCGCCCCCAGAAAGACCUUCUCCUCUGAAGGCCAAACGCGCUCACCGCAGAGCUGACCCGGACGCGGCUCACAGACCGAGGGUUCUGGAGAUGGAUAAGGAGGAGAAUCGUCGCUCCUCUUCAUCCCGCCCACAUCGCCGUAACAACAGCUCAGAGAACUACUGGAGGCGGAGCCAAGACAGUGAGGGAUCUCGCAAGGUCAAGAUGAGACGUCACUGAACACACACCUGGCGGGCUGUGUGGUGUAACUCCCCUGCAUGCUAGGACAGAAGGCUUUUAGCAAAGCAGCAGACUGGCGGGAAUUCUGUCAGCCAAUCAGAAGAUGGUCAGUAAGGUUGUCGGCCAGUGACAGACCAGACUGAGGAAAGGGGUUGGGGUUACAGUAACACUGCUGGAAAUGUUGAUGUUGCCAUGCUGACCAGACCUGCUCCUCCACUCUCCUCCCUCCAUAACCCCUCCCACCCCUAACCCCUCCCACCCCUAACCCCUCCCACCCCUAACCCCUCCCACCAUAACCUAGUCAUUCUCUCCUGGAUUUAUUUUCUGUUGUCUCUUUCCCUCUCUUUCCUCCCUAUGUGUUAAGGUAUCACUCAGGCUAGCAGCUGAUAUGACUUUAACAAUGACUGUUCAAUGUAGUCAUAAUGUUUUAUUUUUGUUUAUAUUUUAUAGUAAUAAUAAUAUUAGUUUGGCUGUGGUACAUAUGGACAGAAAGGUGAAAAGAACACCUGACUAGGUCAACUUAACAGACAGAAAGGCCAUGAAUAAAACACACUCUUUGCGCAACAUGUCAAAGACAUGUUGAAUCUACCUUGCAUAUUUCUAUCUGAACUUUCUACGUUUCUAUGUUUGUGUUCUGCUGAAAUCACGGCAACCCUGACCUGCCCCCACCACAUAGACGCACACACACUUGCAUAUUUUAGAAAACAUUUAUAUCCUUCACUGACAGCGCAAAUGGUACCUCUCACAUCUGCAGUACAAUACAUCCCAUCUGCAGUACAAUACAUCCCAUCUGCAGUACAAUACAUCCCAUCUGCAGUACAAUACAUCCCAUCUGCAGUACAAUACAUCCCAGAGGGUCAGAUGUGGAGCGGCCCGUUAAUGCACUGGAAUAUGGACACUGGUGGCUGUUUGUUAUUGGCCGACUUCCUGGUUUGUGCGUCAAAGAGACGUGAUCAUGUCAUCAUGAUACCAUGAUGAUGCCUUGUAUGAAAUAUUGUUGUAAUAAGAUGUACAGUUUAAAUCUGUUUAAAGAAUAUGUUGUGAACUGAAGAAAGAAUUUGGAUGACUGUCUGGUUGGUUGGCUGGUCAGCUGACUGUUCUACAGAGGAACCGUGAACAUGUCCUGUUGGAACCCUGUUCUCUGUAAAGCACUGCGUUUCACCAUGCCCUCAAGGUGGCUGGUCAACUGCAGACCUGUGUGUUCUAGGGCUGUCAGGACGCAGAUUAGAUGUGUUCAGUUAAACCCUGUUGCAACGUGAUGUCAGAGAGGCUGGAUUCAUUUCUAAAGAACAUCUGUGGGCUGAUAUUAUAGAAUUAUAAUGUCAGGAUGUAGUAUGUUUCAACUGUAAAAAACUGAUGCUUUCAUUUAAAAUCUCUUCCUUCCUAAA